Mucor mucedo is the source of this 902-nucleotide messenger RNA. RefSeq names its product 3-oxo-5-alpha-steroid 4-dehydrogenase-domain-containing protein. Gene Ontology annotation, biological process: lipid metabolic process. Gene Ontology annotation, molecular function: oxidoreductase activity, acting on the CH-CH group of donors. The coding region runs from base 28 to 825 and encodes 265 amino acids. Lineage: Eukaryota; Fungi; Mucoromycota; Mucoromycetes; Mucorales; Mucoraceae. The record is from RefSeq and is a predicted model, not a curated record. The transcript has a single exon.
UUCUUUUUUUUUUUAUAUAAAACAUUCAUGGGAUAUCCAACAUCCAUUGGAUUCUACGUACCAGACUGGAAUGGUUUGACAAUUACUUCACUGAUAUUUGGACUUUUAUUGUCUAUCAGUGCCAUUGCAACAUCCUUCACUGACACAACACCUUAUUCAAAAUUUGGAAAUCGACCCAAACUUGACACAAUCCCAAGUAAAAAAGCCAUGCUAUUGAUUUACGUUCCCAGCGUCCUCGCUUGUUUCUGCAUUCAACCACGCAUUUCAUUUACCACCCAUUUUGACCUUGUCCAUGCGCUAGUCACCAUGCAUUUUGUUAAACGUGUACUUGAAGUGUUAUUUGUUCAUCUAUACAAGAGUAAAACUAGUUUUGAAACAGUGAUUCCAAUUAUGGUAACCUAUGCCAUGACAACGGUGCUUGAUUUACUCAUUGUGCGUCGUAUGCCUCAAGGCGUGUUCUCCGAAAAAUGGACACAGUAUGGUGCUCUACUUGUCAUUGCGGGAGAGUUAGUGAGUGUUUACCAUCAUGUACUUUUACGUCAGUUACGUACCUCACCACACAUUAGCAAGAAAAACUAUCAACUUCCUCAAGGUGGAUUAUUUAAUUAUAUCGUUGCCCCGCAUUAUUUGGCAGAACAAGUUGUGUUUUUAGGGUUUAUUUUGCUUAGUCAAAAUAUCGUGACCGUGGCACUCAAGUUAUUCCCUUUCAUCUAUUUGACCGAUCGUGCCCGAAAAACUCGUGCAUGGUAUAACCUGAAUCUGGUGGACCGUCAAAGUAAGAAGGACUUGCAACAGCGCAAGAAUUUAAUUCCCUUCAUUUGGUAGAGAAUUUUCAACUCUAUCUUUGUUUUUGUUAUUGCUUUCCCUUAUAGAAUUCACUUUUUUUUUUUUUAAAAAAAAAC